This is a messenger RNA of Serpula lacrymans var. lacrymans S7.9, 1875 nucleotides long. RefSeq lists its product as uncharacterized. The record is from RefSeq and is a predicted model, not a curated record. The coding region runs from base 31 to 1680 and encodes 549 amino acids. NCBI's taxonomy places the organism in Eukaryota, Fungi, Basidiomycota, Agaricomycetes, Boletales, Serpulaceae. The transcript has 16 exons. Gene Ontology annotation, molecular function: flavin adenine dinucleotide binding; 2 iron, 2 sulfur cluster binding; oxidoreductase activity, acting on NAD(P)H. Gene Ontology annotation, cellular component: cytoplasm.
CCACAGCAGAUCCGGUUGUAUACACGCAACAUGUCUCUUAAAACCAUAGCCGUUCUCGAUGACGUCGAUCUCAAGGAUGGUCAGAUGAAAGAAGUCAGUUUCGAAGGGGAAGGGAAGGUUUUGGUCUAUAAACUGGGAGACAAGGUUCACGCAACUAGUGCUUUCUGUACUCACUACGGCGCACCUUUGGCAAAAGGUGUGCUCACAGCCGAUGGUCGGAUCGUAUGCCCGUGGCACGGAGCUUGCUUCAACGUCUGCACUGGAGACAUCGAGGACGCACCGGCACCUUCUGCCCUUCACUCAUUCAAAACCAAAGUAGCAGAUGGAAAGAUUCAUGUCACAGCAGAUUCUUCCCACACGCUCAAAGCCAAUAUGUCUCGACCCCCUAAACUGCUCUCUCCCGGAUUUCUUUCCGGUGGAAGGGGUGUCGUGAUUGUAGGAGGAGGCUCUGGUACCUUCCACGCCAUCGAAAGUCUAAGAGAGCACGGAUACUCUGGAAAUAUUACGGUGCUUUCCAAGGAGACCUACUCACCUAUAGACAGAACGAAAUUGAGCAAAGCGCUCAUUACAGACCCUGCCAAAAUUCAAUGGCGCACAGCAGCAGAUCUCAAGAUUAAAUAUGGAACAACCCUUCGUACAGGCGUGACUGUCACAUCGGUGGACACGUCAUCGAAACAAGUUGUUCUCGACGGAGGCAAAGAAAUUAUAUCCUAUAGCAAACUCAUCAUUGCACCGGGAGGAACCCCACGUCGCCUUCCUGUAGAGGGUGCGGACCUGGAGAACGUAUACACUUUCAGGGGCAUUGAAGACGCGAAGAAAGUCGACGCUGCUGCCCAGGAGGGGAAACGUAUGGUGGUCAUUGGAAGUUCCUUCAUCAGUAUGGAGCUCGUUGUUGCCGUUGCAAAGCGCAAGCUUGCCUCCAUCGACGUCAUCGGCAUGGAGGAAUAUCCUUUUGAAGCCGUACUUGGGAAAGAAGUCGGAAAGGGUCUAAAAAAGUAUCACGAGUCUCAAGGUGUCAAAUUCCACAUGAACUCUAAAGUCGACAAGAUCGUACCUUUGGAAACGGAUUCAUCGCAAGCAGGAGGGGUAGUUGUCAAUGGCGAGACAAUCCCCGCUGACUUCGUUAUCAUGGGUGUCGGUGUUGCACCUGCAACUGAAUUUUUGAAGCAGAGUGGCUUUGAGCUUGAGAGUGAUGGUGGUCUUAAAGUAGAUGAGUAUCUGCAGGUCAAGGGAUUCGAUGGUAUCUAUGCUAUUGGUGACGUCGCGGUUUACCCUCAGCACAAGACAGGGGAAAGUAGAAGGAUUGAGCAUUGGAAUGUUGCAGGGAAUCAUGGCCGUGCUGUAGGGAAGACGAUUUCUGGAGAUCCACAACCAUUCGUGAAGGUUCCUGUUUUCUGGAGUGCCCAGGGCCAGCAAUUGCGAUACUGUGGUUUGGGUUCUGGUUAUGAUGAUAUCAUUAUCAACGGAAAUCCGGAUGAGAUGAAGUUCAUUGCAUACUAUGUCAAGGCAGGCAACGUUGUUGCAGUAUCCAGCAUGCAAAAUGAUCCAGUCGUUAGCAAAGCUUCUGAGUUGCUUAGGCUGGAAUUGAUGCCAUCGCCCGAAGAGUUAAGGGCUGGAAAGAGCAUCCUUGAUGUUGAUAUCUCGGGCACGGGGGCUAAAGCACGAGUUGAAUCUGCGUGAUCAAAGAAUAAUAUGGCGCUGCCGGUAGUGUCGGUAGGAAAUGCAAAGAAGUUUAUCCAUGUUGUAAAGAAAUUCUGUCAUACGCGGUCGUCAGUGAUUCUGACAUUGGCUUUAUGAUCAUGUACAAUGUACCCUAGUGGAAAUGAGUAUUGGAGAAGGUGAUAUAUCGAGAUUUAGCUGCGAUGUGGAAUUGAA